AUGUGGCACCUGUGGAUUGUUCUAUUGAUAUUUACAACGGAUUGCUCCUUUUCAGAUGGCACUGUUUACGGCAGUGUUAACGAAGGUCCCGAUGAUACCGCCCAAGGUUCACCGUCGUCGUUGUCCAGCUCCAGAUCACUUCCAGCUCAAGCCAUAGAUUUCGUUGACACACGCCCUGCUGGGUUCGGUCGAGAUCACGCCAACGAAGCGGCCCGGAAGGAUAUGGAUCUGUUCAGCCAGCUGAAACAUAUGCAGCCCAUGCCACGCAACGGUCCCCGAUCAACACCGUUCGCCGCUUCCGAGUCCGAGAUGGCCGGUGUCAGAAGGUCGCUCGCGACGGUGCUGCAAGUGCUGCUGCCGUACGGUCGGCUGCAGCAACGUCCACAUCCGCCAGCCGACCGCGAUCCCUCGAUCGACCCGUACGACGAGGCAGCCGUGCUCGGCGAACCUUUGAUGCCCGACCGACCCGAUUCGGCGAACUAUCUGCUGCACGGCAAGCUGGUGGAAAUUGGCCCAAGACAGCGGGCCGGGUUUGGAGGUCCCACCACCGAUCCGGAGAGCCGUGGUGCUGGAUCGGCAGAAGAUACCCUCGGAACGGUGGGCCAGAAGCGAGCCGCAGCCCUUCGUUCGACGGUGGCCCGCCGGUCGCACAUCAUGCCGGCAGUUGCGAGUGGUGGUGGUGGUGGAGGAGGUGCGGGAGGAGCGGAUGAUGGCAGCUUCAUGCCUUCCAUCAGUGUUGGUGAGUUUUACGGUGCGCUGACAAACUUGGGCGACUUCUUCCAGAACCUCAAGCACAACCUGGAGUCGCUGGAGUCGAAGAAUCUGAACAACGACCAGGUGAAGCUGCUGGAAGGCCAGAACAUGAUCAGCAAUCUGCGCAAAGGGUUCUUCUAUUCCAGAGUUUGUCGAGGACUAUCCCAAGCCGGCGGGCAGUGCCGCAUUCCUGCACGCCAUCCGGAACUAUCGGCCCUCGCACCGGAUUCGGGCGCUGGUGUCCACCGUGCCGGAGCUUUACCGUGGUACCAACUUUCACGAUCCCGUGUACAUGCUUGCCGGACUCGGAAAAUGAGCUACCCGCCAACGAUCCGACCGCCCCAUUCGGUACUGCUGGCCUCCUGCUAG
Anopheles marshallii is the source of this 1122-nucleotide messenger RNA. RefSeq lists its product as uncharacterized. NCBI's taxonomy places the organism in Eukaryota, Metazoa, Arthropoda, Insecta, Diptera, Culicidae. The transcript is spliced from 4 exons. The record is from RefSeq and is a predicted model, not a curated record. Bases 1 to 1122 code for a protein of 373 amino acids.